Molecule: messenger RNA, 2637 nt
Organism: Erythranthe guttata (spotted monkey flower)
Lineage: Eukaryota; Viridiplantae; Streptophyta; Magnoliopsida; Lamiales; Phrymaceae
Gene: PNG1
Product: peptide-N-glycanase 1
Source: RefSeq, a predicted model, not a curated record
AUUUCCCCUUCAUAAAAUAUCGUUUUAUUGUGGGGCUUGUUGCAAUAAUCUAGUUUAAGAGGGACUAAAUUGCAAAUUAACUCAUUGUUCGUUUCACACACCUACCACACCUCCGUUGACAUUUGCCUGAAAAGUCUUCACCGUAACCACUAACCAGUAUUUAACAGUUCACAUUUUUCUUUUUUUUUUUAAUUUACCGGCAUAAACAAAGUACAACAGAAGAACAGAGGCGGAGAAAUUGAAUCGGCGAAAAUGGUGGCUCGCAAAUUCGUCGUUCAUCACGGCGGCUCCGCCUUCGACCUCGACUACGACACCGACGACGGCUUCGAAGUGCUCAAAUUCCAGCUCUUCUCUCUAACCUCCGUCCCUCCCGAUCAACAAAAGAUAUUGGGAGCUGAUGAUAAUCGUGAAGUAUCUGAUGAGUCUGAUCUCGAAUCGAUUUCUGAUAAGCUACGGUUGGUGUCGAUUGAUGAGGGCGAAACAUCAAAAGAAAUGGACAAAUCUGCAGAUGAUUUUGUAAUAUCUGAUGAAGAAUUGGCGCGAAAACUGCAGGCAGAAGAAGACGCAUUAAUGAUGCAACAGUUUGUGAGUAGUGAAAACAGAGAGCAGGUUGAGCAGAGGAUUCGCCCUUAUGUUAGUCAAGUUUUGAUGUACGAAGAUCCACAUAGGCAGGAGGCAGCUCGAAAGACAGUACCUGUGGACAAGCUUGAGGAAAAAGCAAUGGUUUCAUUGGCUAGGGAGGGAAAUCUCAAACCAGCAAAAGAUGAAUUUGAUCACGCAUUCCUGUUGCAGCUGCUCUUCUGGUUUAAGCAAUCAUUCAGGUGGGUAAACGCACCUCCUUGUGACAGUUGCAAUAACGAGACAAUCAAUCAAGGUAUGGGAGUUGCAAAUCACUCAGAAUCACUUUAUGGAGCAUCUCGUGUUGAACUUUACCGCUGCAAGACAUGCUCUAGUGUUACCCGUUUUCCUAGAUACAAUGACCCACUGAAGCUUGUAGAAACAAGAAAGGGACGAUGUGGGGAGUGGGCCAAUUGCUUCACACUAUACUGUCGAGCUUUUGGUUACGAAUCUCGAUUGGUCUUAGAUUUCACCGAUCAUGUUUGGACGGAGUGCUUCUCACCAUAUUUGAGAAGAUGGAUGCAUCUUGAUCCUUGUGAAGGAAUAUACGACAAUCCACUACUGUAUGAGAAAGGCUGGAACAAGAAAUUGGACUACGUAAUUGCUUUAGCUAGAGAUGGAGUUUAUGAUGUGAUUAAGCGUUACACUAGGAAGUGGAAUGAGGUGUUGUCUAGACGAGUCAUAACUACCGAGCCAGCUCUGGCUAGUAUAAUAACUGAUAUAACAAGAGAACAACGUAAGAACUUCAACUCCGAGACGCUUUUAAAGCUUAGCGAGCGUGACAAGAGUGAAGCAGAAGAACUCGAGAGGAACUUGUUUUCGAAAGAUGAUGCUUCGAUCUCGCUCCCUGGAAGGCAAAGUGGGGAUAAGCAAUGGCGAAUAUCACGAUCAGAGUUUGGGUCUGACGAGCACUGCUCUUUGAGUUCCUCCUCUUGUCCAGUUCGCCAAUGUGUAGACGAGCACGUGACAAAAAUAUACAAUUCUUUUUCCCCUAUCGUUCAUCAAUUAGUGGAGCAAGGAUCUGAUAAAUCCACCGCAAAAGAACUUGUAGAGUUUUUCAAAAGGACUUUGGUUUCUCUAAGGAAUACUCCUUUCAAAACCAGGAGAACUGCAGUAAAUGCUGUGCCGACUGGUCCGUUGUUCAGUAAGAUGCUUCCCUCGUUCGGUCAAUUAUUCGAUGCCCUGUCGUUGAAGAGUGAGGUGGGUGUUAAUGGGGCUAUUUCUAUAUCUUUAGCUUCGGAUCCUGUAAAAACUUCUUUGGCACUGCCUGUAGUUUUUCACGCGCUCGAUGAUUUGAUCGUUAAUCUGAAUAGUUGUGAUAAGUUGAACAAAGAAACUAUAUCUUGGCCACUUCUGAAGUUAAACAGAAUAUGUUCGGGUUUUGUACUUGCAAGCGGUGAGGAGCUUCCGUUUGGAAUAGCUACAUCGGCAUUUGAUGGAACUCGUAUGUCAAAGUGGGAAGAACCAAAUGGUGCAACAGGCUGUUGGAUCAUUUAUAAGGUGGUUGAUAACGGCAUGCACGAGCUAGUUACUUAUGAAUUGAUGUCGGCAAAUGAUGCUCCCGAGAGAGAUCCAACGGACUGGAUCCUUGAAGGAAGCGGAGAUGGAGGCUCCAGCUGGCACAUUUUGGAUAAGCGGACCUCAGAGAAAUUCGACAAACGAUACCAGCGAAAAACAUAUCAAGUCAAAUCCCAGUCGUUCUUGGCAAAUGCCUUCAGGUUUAGGUUUCAAGCAGUUAGAGAUGUAAAAUCGACUUCACGGUUUCAAAUAGGUAGCAUCGACCUCUACAUGAAGGCAGAUGGUGUUCCUAGUACAAAAUAAAAUACUAAUCAAAUUCAAUUAAAUCAAAAGAACUGCACCCUUUUCAACUUACUGUUUUCUCAUAAAAAUCAAAAAAAUUCCAAGAAACUGACUUUUCCUGUAUCGGGUGCUUGUUCGGUUGUUAUCUGUAUUCUGCCUUGUGAUAUUGUAACAAAAUGCCAUUUUACGGUUCAUAACAAAAAAUACUUUAUCUCUCUA